Molecule: messenger RNA, 669 nt
Organism: Ciona intestinalis (vase tunicate)
Lineage: Eukaryota; Metazoa; Chordata; Ascidiacea; Phlebobranchia; Cionidae
Source: RefSeq, a predicted model, not a curated record
GGAGGUUGUGGCUUGAACCUGAUUGGUGCAAACAGACUUGUGAUGUUUGAUCCAGAUUGGAAUCCAGCCAAUGACGAACAAGCGAUGGCUCGUGUGUGGAGGGAUGGGCAGAAGAAACCUUGUUUUAUUUACAGGUUAUUAGGCACUGGAACAAUAGAAGAGAAGAUUUUUCAACGGCAAGCUCACAAGAAAGCUCUCUCGUCAUGCGUGGUUGACCAAGAGGAAGAUGUAGCACGUCACUUCUCACGUGACCAACUACGUGACCUUUUCUCCCCACUGCGUCAGGAUGGGACACAAAGCGAUACACACGACAGUUUACGUUGCACAAGGUGUGUUAACCGAAUCCAAGUACGCCCCCCGCCCCCCGAUGCAGAUUGCAACUCCGAUUUAACGAACUGGAAACACUGCUACCAAUCCAAGGAUAUAUCGGAUCUUGUGUUGCGGCAAAUAUGGAAGCAAACCGGAGCUACUUUCGCCUUCACGCAAGUGUCGCAUGAAGAACAAAGAAUUACGGUUUGAUGACGUCAUUCGUGACGUCAUACUAGCCGACGACGUCAUCCUCGACGCUAUAUUGUCUCGGUACAAUAGUCAAACAGUUAUGUCAUAAUACCUCAGUGACGCCAUCAAACCGUGACGUCAUAUCGUAGAAUAAAUAAGCAAGAAAUAGGA